AUGGCGGACGUCAACCUGUCUGGUUGGGCUUCCAACCAGUCCUGGGUUGUGGAGGAAAGGGAGGGCCUGACCGUCCCGGGGCUGGUGGGCGCCAUCUUGUCCCUGCUGUGCCUGACGGGCUGGGCGGGGAACGCCUACACGCUGGCGCUGAUGUGCCGCCUCCCCAGGCCCGCCGCCUCCCUGCGGGCCCACCUGGUGAGCUUGGCGCUGGCCGACCUGCUCUACCUGUCGUCGGGACCCUUUGUGGCGUACAACGGGGUGGCGCGCGACUGGGCGUUCGGGCAGGCCGGCUGCCGGCUGCUGCUGACCCUGGACCUGCUCACCAUGCACGCCAGCGUCUUCACCCUGACCGCCAUGAGCGCCGAGCGGCGGGCGGCCGUGGUCAGCCCCCUGAGGGCCCGGGGCCGGCGGCGCCGGCUGGCGCUGCUGGGCCUGCUCUGGCUCCUCUCGCUGGGCCUGGCCCUGCCGCUGAUGGCGGCCAUGCGGCUGGAGGAGCGGGCCCUGUUCGACGGGGAGACCCGCAGGCUCUGCACCCCGUCCUGGGGGGAGGAGGAGGUCAGGGUUUACCUCACGCUGCUCUUCGGCACCAGUUUCCUAGGCCCCGGCCUAGUCCUGGCCUACCUCUACGGAGGGCUGGCUCGGGCCUACUGGAGGUCUGAGACCCGGGCUCCAGUCCGCCGCUCGCCCAGCCUCAGGGUGCUAGGCCUGGUCUUCACCAUCGUUGCGGCCUACUGGAUAUGCUUCCUCCCUUUCUGGAUUUGGCAGUUGAUGCCGCUAUAUGAUGCCAACAGUGCCACCCGGCUCUCCUUCCGGGCCCAGGGCAGGGUCAAUGAGCUGGUCACUUGCCUGACGUACGGCAACAGCUGCUUCAACCCCUUCGUCUACACCCUGCUGACCCGCAGCUACCGGGACUACGUCAGGAGGGCGCGGAGGGGCGCGCCGGGCGGCGGCGGGGGGAGGAGGCCGGGACGGCGAGGAGGCCGGCGACGCGGGGAGGCCGGGAGGGGCCGGGCGGCGGCGAGGCAGGAGGCCGGGACGGCGCCGAGAGGCCGGAGGGAACCUAGGGAGACGGUGAGCGGACACACUGGCGCGGGAGGGAGCGGCGGUUCACCCGCACACAACGCAGCCUGGGAGGGAGUUACGUGGAAUCUCAUCGAAGUGGGGGUCGGUCUACGGAGAGAUUAA
Molecule: messenger RNA, 1185 nt
Organism: Hemiscyllium ocellatum (epaulette shark)
Lineage: Eukaryota; Metazoa; Chordata; Chondrichthyes; Orectolobiformes; Hemiscylliidae
Product: urotensin-2 receptor-like
Biological process (GO): neuropeptide signaling pathway; blood vessel diameter maintenance; regulation of blood pressure
Cellular component (GO): membrane
Molecular function (GO): urotensin II receptor activity
Source: RefSeq, a predicted model, not a curated record